Molecule: messenger RNA, 7191 nt
Organism: Thrips palmi
Lineage: Eukaryota; Metazoa; Arthropoda; Insecta; Thysanoptera; Thripidae
Product: general transcription factor 3C polypeptide 1
Exons: 30
Coding region: 250-6609 (2119 amino acids)
Biological process (GO): 5S class rRNA transcription by RNA polymerase III; transcription initiation at RNA polymerase III promoter
Cellular component (GO): transcription factor TFIIIC complex
Molecular function (GO): DNA binding
Source: RefSeq, a predicted model, not a curated record
UCGACUAAUCGAAUAACCAUCGACGCCGAACCAGACCGCAACACACAACGCCUGGUUGUGUUAUUUUGUUGUUGAAACGCGUACAUAACUUGAUAAAUUCGCGAUGUAGUGGUGUCGUUUUCAACGAGGAUGUCCACCCUUUGAACGCUGUUUCAACCUUGACUAGAUACACGACUGUGUCGAUGAUUUGUGGCGAUCUGACAGCUACUGCACUGCCUUGCGGGUUCACUGCAAGACUCCUCUAGCAAAAUGUUCGGACAAACGGGACGCGUGGAUAAGGAGCUGUCCAGCCGCAGCUUGGAUUACACAGCAACAAUCUUAGACGAAAUUGCCUUGGAAGGCUUGGAUGGCAUAACGUUGCAAGGUCUAUGGGUGCGCCUUGGGGCUUGUCCACAUUUCCCCAUGGCCAUUGAUCAAGAUGCCCAGAAGUUUAUAUGGGAGGUAGUCAAAAGACUAGAAGAUGUGGAUGUUUUUGAAUUGCCAACAGAGCGAUCUCCAUUAGUUUUGUUCAACCGAUUCGAGUUAGUCGACCAUGAACUUGGCAAUGUGAUAGAGCCGGAAAUAAUACCUGAAGACAUCUACCCUUUCAAAGUAGUAGAUGACCAAACCAGGGGCAUUAUAGGUUCAUGUCCUCUUUAUGAUGAUCGGCGAGAAAUUACAGAGAGAGCUAAACAAGCUACUUUGGAAGCAGCAAUAAGAAAAUGGGGAUCAAGAUUAGUGCUUGUUGCAAGUCAAAGCGUUAGGUCUGCGGCUCUAAUGGGAGAUGAUGUUGAUCCAUGUUUGGAGUUGACACCUAUGCACUUCUGUAUUCUUGAAAGAAUCGGUCGUGCUCGAUAUCAUGGAGAAGUCACUCAAGGAAAGAUUAGUCUACAUUGUACCGGAGAAGAUCCAAAAAGUUUAUUUUAUUAUAGAAAAACAUUACUUCUUCACAAGCUGAUUACAAAACAGGGUUUUAAUCUUAAGUCCAAUGCUCAAAACUGCAGUGGUAGUUUAUUACACUUACCACGCUUCUUCUCAGAGCAUAAGUCAAAAAUAUAUUAUUGGACUGAGAGAAUAGUCGAAUUUCUAAGGGGCAAAGUCAAUUUUCUAGCUGAUUAUGAAGAAGUCCGUAAUGAAAUAGGAGGCACAACUCUGCCUAAAAAACUAUUUAAAACUCCAGACUUUCUUAGAUUUGUUAAAUCAGAGAAAGUUACCUAUAGAACUGUUCAUCCUGAUGCUCCUAGAGAGGUGUGGAAGAACAAAGGAUCUGAUAAAGAAAAACUUAUUAGAGUAGUGAGACUUGUAAAUCCAAAUUGUUCUGUAAAAGAUGAAUGGGUAAAAGAAGAAGAAGCAGAGGAAGAGGAGGAAGGCAUUGGCUAUGUUGAUGAGUCUACACGAAUGCUAGAUGUCCCCAUAAUGACUCAAGCCUUCAAUGCAGUUGAUGAAGCUGGACCCAAUGGAUUAACUCAAGUUGAACUGUCUAAAAAACUGGGCAUGACAAAACUACAAGCUAGGACUUUGUGCCGUAACCUUCUACGCCGGAAUUUAGUUUCUACAUUCAUGAAUGAUGUUGGGCGUCAGCGAUUUUACAAAUAUUGCUCAAAACGUUUUGACUCAUCUGGUCAUUUGAGUCAAGAAUUUCAUAAACAGAGAGAUAAAAUGCUUUCACUGCUUUCCAAACCCAGUGAACCUAAAAGAAAACCUGAAGAUGAUCUGUGUGAUCAAUUAGAGAAGAGAAGAAGGAUUGAAGAAGCAAAUGGUUUUUGCCAUGAUGAAAGUAUGCCUUCUCAUGAGGAAAUUGCACCACUUUUAGUAGAGUGUGUCAAAAUGGAGUUCCCAGAUAUUCCCUUCAUGGAAGCUGUGCCAGAUGAUGAAGAAAAUGGGGAAAAUGCAAUGAUCCAAGCUGACUUCAGUGAAAGUAUCAAUCAAUUACUCGCUCAGAGCAAUAUGCAUCAGUCUACCCCGUUGUUGUCACCAACUAAAAAGGGCAGAGGCAGGAAGCGAAAGACUGUUACUACAGAGCUUUCCCUCCAAGAUGCUGCCGAUGAGAUGGACAUAGGCAAUCCAACUGAAAUUGUUAUAGCAGAGGAUGUUUCAUUCAUCGAAACAAAAGACAAUGGAAGUUUCACUGAUGAAGUUAAAAGUAUCUAUGGUGGAAAGAACAAACACCACAAGGAAUCCCCAGCCAUUACAACCAGAGUUUUGAAAAGAGUCAACCUCAUCAUUGAAGCUGUUCAGCAGCACAUUGUGAUUGAGGACUUAACAAAACUCUUGAAGCUAAUUCAUGAAGAAGAAGAGAAAGAAGGACUCAGUACUAAAAUUGAUAGGAAGUCGCUUCAUCGUUUACUGGAAAAACUGAAUAAAGAUGGCCAUAUUAAAACUAUUAGAGUUCACAUGAAGGGUUCUUGUAAAGAGAAAACUUUAAACUUUGUUUGUCAGCCGGGUGUUACUGUUGAUCAUAGCCUUAUUCAAUCGGCUUUAGACCAGGCCAAGAUGAAAAUGUUUAUACCAAACAAUGACCGGUUGCAACAAAUGAUGCAGGAGACAAGGGACAAGGCUAUUCUUAGGAGCUUGAUAGAAGAUCCAAAUUUUAAAUUAAAUUCUUCUACAAUUGAUGAAAGUCUGAAUGAAAUGAGUGUUUUGGAGUCUUCCAUAUCUUCGAAAGCUUCGAAUGAAACCACUUUAUUCAAGCGCAAUUCUAAACUUGGGAAGAAAUAUGGUUACCAGCCCAAAUUUGUGAGGAUGAAGACAAUGCAUAAGUUGCUAUUUUAUCUGAUACAUGACUAUGCUGGAGUGUCUGAUAUUGACCAACUAGCAGUCAAAGAAACUUUGAAUGAUAUCACCCCUCUAUCAGUUGAAAUAGAAAAUGAAAUGCCCCAAGUAUAUUUUCCAGCUGUAGAUUGGAGAAUGUUCAUACCUCCCCUUCCUCAGCAUUCAGGCUGGCCCAAAGGGUGGGCUAUCAUGUGUGAUAUACUGUUGCGGCUGCCUUUGUCAAUCUUCUUGCACCUUGUUAACAUAAAUUAUGAGGUAUCAGGCUUGGAUGAGUACCUUUCACACCCAAUAAGAAAACACUACCUUCUAAAACAUCUACCACCAAUAAUUCGGAAUCAGUUAACAGCUGCUCGCAGAUAUAUUUUUAACUGUCAUGAGGUUGUGAGCCGCUUGUGUUACAUUGGACUUGUUCAGUUUGGCCCUCAAAAACUGAAGGAGAAAGAUCAGGUUUUUAUCUACUUGAACAAGAACACCUCUUUAAUGGAUACAACAACAUCCCCUGCUGGAUAUCAUCAAAUUUCGCGUGAUUUGGAUUACAAAGUACUGCGGUUUCACUUUGGUUCUUUCCAAGAUGUAGACCAGUACUGGUACCAGUUGUGGUACAUCUGUGUGAACACCUCACUGGGCGGACGAAUGUGUGUUUCUGGAAAGGAAAUUACAGUGGAAGUCCUGGAAAACAAGCCUGCAAUGGAAGCUGCUCUCCAGGCUCGCACUCCAGAGGAAGCAGCUUUUCUAGACGGCGGUGAUGUUCCUGGGGACCAUUGUGGUGCCGCAGGGCUGGACUCUGCUUUGUUUUCACAUCUGAAAAGGAAUUGGAAUUGGUUCAACCAUGUCUCUGAUUCCGACAUUGAUGGUCUGCACACACCAGUGGUAAAUGACCACCUUCCACUAGCCAAAAAGAGUGGGAAGAAAGUUACUUUUGGCCAGCCAUCUAAGACUGCAAAACUGAUCACUGGAGAGACCUUAUCACCCAAGAAUUUUGUCGCAAAGAAGUCUCAGAAGCCUGAGGCUGCUAAAACUGUGGUUGCCAAAAAACGCUCCUCCAAGCAAAAUCAGGUUCGGAAAGUUCCUCUUCCUAAGGCUUCUAGGAAGAAGCCAUACUAUGAUGAUAUUGAUUUGGAGGCCCUUGCCCUAAUGAGUAAACUCAGAGUGGAAUGGACUGCUCCAGAAGACAAUAUUCUCUUGCUCUGUAAAGUAGCCUCCUCUUACUUGUCUCCUCAAGCACGCAAUCAAUGUAUAACAAUGCAAACCUGGAGAAAUUUGCUCCACCGAGUGAUAGAUAGUUCUAAAAAUAAAACAUCUAGAGCUGUGCAAAGAAGAAUUGUCUACAUGAUGAAAAAUCCAUCUACAGCUCGUAGUGUUUCCCUCUGCUUAGAGGAAAUAAAGCAAGAUCCUAAAAUCAACAAGGUGUAUGGUAAUCUCUUAAAUAAUUUGAAAAGCCAAGAAGAAAGUCCAGAAGUCAUAGAACAGACCAUGAAUGAUAAGUUUUCUGAACUUGUGGACAUACUUCAGGGACGUUUCCAAAACAUGAGAUCAAAUUCAGUUGCUUAUGAAAAAGCCCUAAUUCCUGAUACUGUGGAAGAGCUGAGGACCUCAUAUGUUAUUGCCAGUCCACAAAACUCCAUUCGCAAGAAGGGCAAAUUUGCAGAUGUAGCAGAGACUGCGGACAUUCAUGCAUCUGUCAUAAAUGCAAUGAUUUAUAGUUCACUAUGUUGUAUGAACGACAAGACAAAUUAUGCAUAUCAGUUAUUUGGGGUAUAUCAACAAUACCCUGAUGCUCUAUUGCGAUCCACCAUGGCCAAGAUAAGAUCUGACCAAAUGGUUUCCCUUAGAAGACCAUACGCUCGAACAAAACUGAAGUCUGGCCAAUUCCUCCCUGUAUCCAAUUGUCCUUACCAACUUUCUAUCAGCUAUCAGCACCUUCUCCAAACUAAGUUCCAGUAUGAAAUAUUCUCUGAAUCCUUUGUUACCCUUCAAAAGCUAGCUUGGGACAUGUUGUUGAACACAGAUGUAAAUGGGUUAGAAUUCCUUGUUGUUGAUGGUGGCUCAGCAGCAACAUUUAUUGAAUACAUCAUUAUGGACAAAGUAAGAAUUGUUUUCCAAAUUACUAUACCAGACCAGCUGAUCAUUUUAGAUCCAAGAAUUUCUAGAAAAGAUGAAACAUAUAAUAGAAUAGUUGAUCGAUACAGAGAUAUUCUGCGCAAAUGUAAGGUUAGCCGUGAUUUGGCAAAAGCUGGUGAUCCACUGGCUGCUCCACUGGUAUCGGCAGGUCAAAAGCCUUUCCUGGACAUGCUAUCAAGUGAUGAUGUUUGGAAUGAAGAUGCAGAAACUGAAAGUGACUCUGAGCCGAGUAGCAAGAAGAGAAAAACAGCAGCAACAUCAGAACCUGCCACCUCUGAUGUGGUUGCAAAACGGACCAAGAAAGCGGGUUUGUCAGAACUGGACAGUGAGAGUGAUGAUGAAGACUAUGGAAGUCACAAAGUAACAGCAGGCACUCCUCAAAUUGCUGUUGCCCGAGCUGCUACACGUAUAGCCCUUUACAUGAUGAGAGAGGAGAACGAACAAACGGAAGUCAAUAAAGUACAAGAAACACAACAUGCUCAUGACUUCUUUGUUGUUAACUCUUGCAAGGUUGUUUGUCGACUUAAGGAAGACUUGUCCUCUGAUGCCCAGACUGAACCAUUGGUGGGAAUCGAUCCUAGUGGUACAAGAAUUAAGUGUGCUGUGUCAAGAUCUUUACUUCCUGUAAAUGCUGCAUUGGCAAAUGAUGUUCUUGAAAACAUAAAAAAGAGAGCUGUGUUUGAAGGCCCUAAUUUACCAGAAAAUGUUGUUUUGGCUGAAAUAGCUUUUAAGGGCAUUGAUGAGUCAUUUAUGCUCCAAAUUCUGGAAUUUUGUUUGUCCAAAAAUGAAUUUGGUGCUACUAUGGAUGAACUGCGGAAUGAGUUCGAGAACAAUAAAUCAAUUUUGGCUGAAACACUGGAGUCUCUUGUGGAAGCAGAGCUUUUGCUGCGGGCGGGUGUAACUAAGCUAGUCAUUGUUCACUAUAAAAAAGUUCGGCCAUGGCUAAUUCACUCCAGCAAAUUGUUAAGGUUGGAUAAAGAAAAGCUCAAUCCUACUGAUGGGAAAGUCCUAGCUUUAUCUGAUGAUAAGGAUGAGGCUGAGGAUGAUAGUUACAUGGAGAUUGAAGGAAUUGGUGAAGAAGUACCCCAAGAAAUUAAUGAUGAGGAAGAGGAGGAGGAGGAAGAGGAAGAAGAAGAUGCAGAACCAGAGGAGGAAGUUGAUGAAGAAGCUGUUGAUGAUCCAGAGAGUGGUGCCAACAAUGAGACAGAAGCACAAUCUGAGUCACCAAACAUUGAACCCAAGAAAGUCCUGCACCUCAAAAAUGCCCGAACAAAGCGUGGCAAACCAAGGCUACAAGAAAGUUCUCUCCCUUUCCUUGACGAACUGGACAAUCUGCCUGCUAAUCGAAUCAGAGUAAGUAUGAGACCAUGGAUUCGAGUUGAUGGUACUGUGAACAGGCGAGUGCUGGACCGAUUACUUGGGGCUGUUCUUGGACAUUGCAUGUCAAACCCUGGAUACUCUUUGGAUAGAGUCGGGGAGAGGUUCUCUCCUGGUCUUCAGCCCUUUCAUACAAGGGAGCUCUGUGAGGUCCUUCGGAAACUUGGCUGUAUUACAUGGAAAGCUUUGGUUAGAUCUCACAAACCAACCCUGUUUACGAAACCUAGGACAAUCACAUUAGUGGAUGCUGAUGGAACUGAAUGUGAAAGUGAUAUUUGCUUAGAAGCGUGUGCAGAUGCUAUUUUACGCCUUGGGCUAUUCAUAGGAGACAAGGCUUACAAGAAGGAUUUUUUCCUGUAAUUUUGACCCUUGUUUGUUUUGUACAUCAGUACUGUUUCUCAAUUGUUUUUGACUUGCCUGUUUCAUGUUAAUAUUUUUGUCUUUUGUGCUGUUAAUGUUACUUUGCUUUCCUUAUUAAAAUUGUUGUUGUGAAGUCUUAGAGUAACAUGACUGAAUUAGGCAUGCUAAGCAAUAAGCAUGUGGUACAUUCUAAGGAAACCUAUGGGGUAUGAUAAACAAACAUCCUAUAUUGACUGUGAUACAAGUACAGUAGUAUUGUAACCAACAGAACACUGAUGUUUUUCAUCUGUUCUGUUUCUGUUGGUAUUGAGAAUAAUUUUUUUCCCUUGUUUUGUAAGCCUGCCUUGUGCAUAUUUUAUGUGCUAAAAGGAAUAUUUUUAUUUUGUUAGCAUUGAAUUAAUGAACAUCGGCAUUAAUUGGGUUGUAUGCUUGUGCUUCAAAAUGAUUAGCAUAUUGACUUUGUGAUCUCCACAAUUGAAUUAAAAUUGAGUUAAGUACUUAAACUAUGCUCAGUAAUUACAGAGACCCAUUAUCCUCUGCUGUUGAGAACACCUGCUUUGAAUAAAAUUCCAUCUACACACA